This is a messenger RNA of Trichechus manatus latirostris (Florida manatee), 1339 nucleotides long. RefSeq names its product RAB24, member RAS oncogene family (gene RAB24). The record is from RefSeq and is a predicted model, not a curated record. Bases 333 to 1055 code for a protein of 240 amino acids. NCBI's taxonomy places the organism in Eukaryota, Metazoa, Chordata, Mammalia, Sirenia, Trichechidae. Gene Ontology annotation, molecular function: GTP binding; GTPase activity. The transcript has 7 exons. Gene Ontology annotation, cellular component: Golgi apparatus; endosome.
CAGUGGAGCCUCGGCGAGGCGGACGAGGGAGCAGGCUGGGCAGCGGCGUGCAGCGCCGUUGAGGGCGCUACCCCGCGCGCUCCCAGGCCGCCCCGGGUCUCGGUCUCUUCAAAAGAGGAUCAGUACCCGGGGCCGACGAGACGGGACAGGUGGGGGCGCCGUCGAGGUGUGAGGCCGCCGCCGGAGCUCAAGCCCCCCGCGGUGUCUCGAGUAGCAGGUUGGCGCCGGCGGUCGGGGUCGGAGGGUUGGACACUUCCUGGGCCGAGCGGAGAUCCGGGUUUGCCUCUCGUCCCGGCUCCGGACCCCAACGUUGGUGAGGCGGUCCCGGGAGCAUGAGUGGGCAGCGCGUGGACGUGAAGGUGGUGAUGCUGGGCAAGGAGUACGUGGGCAAGACGAGCCUGGUGGAGCGUUACGUGCAUGACCGCUUCCUGGUGGGGCCCUAUCAGAACACCAUUGGAGCCGCCUUCGUGGCCAAGGUGAUGUCUGUCGGAGACCGGACAGUGACUUUGGGUAUUUGGGACACAGCAGGCUCUGAGCGCUACGAGGCCAUGAGCCGAAUCUACUAUCGGGGUGCGAAGGCUGCCAUCGUGUGCUAUGACCUCACAGACAGCAGCAGCUUUGAGAGAGCAAAGUUCUGGGUGAAGGAACUGCGCAGCCUAGAAGAGGGCUGUCAGAUCUAUCUCUGUGGCACCAAGAGUGACCUGCUAGAGGAGGAUCGGCGACGUCGACGUGUGGACUUCCACGAUGUCCAGGACUAUGCAGACAAUAUCAAAGCUCAGCUCUUUGAAACAUCUAGCAAGACUGGUCAAAGUGUGGAUGAGCUCUUCCAGAAAGUGGCAGAGGAUUACGUCAGCGUGGCUGCUUUCCAGGUGAUGACAGGUGCGUGCUUCCCCAAGCCUCUGUGGAGACUUCCUCUAGGCCAUUGCCCUCUUCAUGAGUUACCUGAUCCCCCAAGCAGAAUGGUGUUGAGCUGCCAUCUCUCUUUGACAGAGGACAAGGGUGUGGACCUGGGCCAGAAGGCAAACCCCUACUUCUACAGCUGUUGUCAUCACUGAGUCACCACCCACCUGGCCUGGGGGAAUUAAAUGAAUUCCCACAGGGCUGGACCCAGCUCUUGUCUAGGCUUGGGUGGUCAAAUGUCUGAGCUACCCCAGGUCCCCAGGGCGGCAGAGGUGGCACCUGCCUGUGCUGGCCCAUGGAACGGAGGCAGCAUUGGGCUGAUGGGAAUGAGGAGGGCUGAGGGCUGACUUGGACCCCAGGCUUCUGCCCUGGACAGCACGUGUGUCUGCAUUUUAAGUGGCUUCUGACUUGUAAAUAAAAUGAAUGCACUGUGAAUGAC